AUGAGUGAUCAGGUGCCUCCAUCGAGCCCGGCUCUUUUAGAAGAGGACAAAAUCAAGGAGAUUUUGGUUUCAGAUUCCAGUUUCAGUAUUUUAGCACAACGGUUAAAGCAGAGUAUUAGGGCAUGUGAGGAGUUUUCCUCAUUUAUAUCUAGAAAAUGUCAUGCUGAACAGAAAUAUUCCAAAGAAAUAGGUAGGAUUGUCAAUCACUGUGACCAUUCGAUAGUAUCAAAUAACGUUAUUGUUGGUGGUUCAUUUAUUGAAAGUUUGAAAAAAGUGAUUCAUUUUGAUGAGAAGGUAAAUGGUGUUAAAGAUCCUUAUAUAACGGCAUUACAAACAAUGGCUGACCAGUUAGAGGCUUUAGUCCAGCACUUUACAAUGCUAAGGAAACAACUAAAGGAAAGGGGGAAUAAGGCUGAGAAGGAGGUUAUGGAUGCAAUUAGUAUGGCCAAAAAGGCUAGAAAUAGAUAUUUUAAUUUAUGUACUGAACUAGAAAAGGUUAGAAGUGCUGAUAAAAAUCAAACCAAGAUAACACUUCAAGGUAGGAAAACCAAUUCACAACAAGAUGAAGACUUGAAGAUCAAAAUCAAAGAUGCCGAAGAUGAUUACAAUAAAAAGGCAAAUGCCUCUCAGCGGCUGAAAAAUUCUUUGAUCACCAGAGAAAGACCAAAGAUUGCAAACCAGUUCAAGAACUUGAUUAUAGAGCUGGACUAUGCGAUGCAAAUUCAGCUACAAAAAUAUUCGAUUUACACAGAGAGUUUGGUAGUAGGAAUGGGUAACCAAAUCAACCCAAUCAAUGGAUCGGAUUCCAUGAAAAAAAUUGCAACUAAUGUCGAUUUGGAGAAGAAUCUCUACUAUUACUUGAAGGGUUCUACACAGAGGAAGAACGAAAGUUUAGAACCAGUGGAAUUUAAAAGACAUCCGAUAGUCGGUGGUGUUUUGCCAAAGCCAGCUACAAAGUCAUCGACCUCAAAACCAAGAAAUUUCUCAACCAAUUCUAAAGCAGCCACAUCUUCUGGUGUUCCCCCUCCAGUUUCUUCUCAGAACCUAUCAGUAACACCAAUACAUAACUCUACUUUUAAUGAUUCCACUAAGGGAAAUCUCAAAGCAUCUGAGAUUUCAACCGGUGGUAAUGGGCAACAAUAUUCUUCUUUGAUUUCAUCCAAAUCAACUCUGCCUCCUAUACCAACUUUGGAUAUGGAGGAUCCAUCACUAGCAAAGUCAUACAACUCAUUAGACCCGGGACGCAGUCCACAACUGAAAGGGCCUAGACCCUUUGAUUCGGAUCACAAUGAUUCAACUGCUUCCUUUGGCGAUAACAGUAUGAACUUUGACUCAACAAAUGGAUACAUGUUGAGUACCGAUAGUUUAGGGGGUCAUUUAUUUGGUUUGCCAUUGGAAGCUCUUGAUUUAAAUGAGGAAGCCGUUCCAUUAUUUGUCAUCAAAUGUAUUGAGUUGAUCGAAAAAUAUGGCUCAAACACUGAAGGAAUAUAUAGACUGAGUCCUAAUAAAGCAACAUUUGAUGAGCUAAAACAUGCCAUCAAUAUGAAUCCACAAAAUUUGUCAUUAUUGGAGCCUAAAAAUCCAAACAAUGUUUCUUCCGAAUACGUUUAUAUGAUUUCUUCCUUGCUGAAAAGAUUCUUUGCAUCUCUACCGGAACCUCUGCUAACAAAUGAACAAAGAGAUUACUAUUUACAAGCUGCAGAAUUGAGUGAUAAAAUGGAAAGACAGACCAAGGUUCAUCAGCUGAUUUUUGAAUUACCUGAUUCAAACUAUUUUACACUAAGAGAUCUGUUGGGACAUCUCAGACGCCUAAGCCAAUUACCUACUGUGAGGAUGGACUCUAAAAAUCUUUCUAUUGUAUGGGCAAACAACUUGUUGGGAGGUGAUUUUGACUCAAAAGAAGAACUUGAAAUCCAAAGUCGUGUUGUUGAAGAUUUAAUCGAAUUUGCCCCAUCGAUAUUUACUUACGAAGACGAGGAAGGAGAGUGA
Pichia kudriavzevii is the source of this 1989-nucleotide messenger RNA. RefSeq lists its product as uncharacterized. The coding region runs from base 1 to 1989 and encodes 662 amino acids. The record is from RefSeq and is a predicted model, not a curated record. Gene Ontology annotation, biological process: signal transduction; regulation of GTPase activity. NCBI's taxonomy places the organism in Eukaryota, Fungi, Ascomycota, Pichiomycetes, Pichiales, Pichiaceae. Gene Ontology annotation, cellular component: cytoplasm. The transcript has a single exon.